Molecule: messenger RNA, 435 nt
Organism: Anopheles stephensi (Asian malaria mosquito)
Lineage: Eukaryota; Metazoa; Arthropoda; Insecta; Diptera; Culicidae
Product: GILT-like protein 3
Exons: 4
Coding region: 1-435 (144 amino acids)
Molecular function (GO): oxidoreductase activity, acting on a sulfur group of donors, disulfide as acceptor
Source: RefSeq, a predicted model, not a curated record
AUGGUUUUCAACACCCAACAACUAUUCGCGUCCUGGUUGCGACAUGAAAAAGAAAUGAAGCUGCGGCUGGUACCAUUCGGCAAGGCUUGGGUUGAAGAGCCGCCUAACGAACAGCCCAAAUUGCAUUGCCAGCACGGACCACGGGAAUGUCAGCUGAACAUUUUGCACGGAUGCAUUCUUAAAAAGCUGCCUCCCAAAAAGGCAUUUGCGGUGGUGGUGUGCCUCAUAAAGAACUUCCGUACCACCUUCGACCAGUGUAUCGAAGGACACGAAUCGUUCAAAAACGCCAUCGUUAAUUGCAGCCAGGGGGAACAGGGCUUCAGUUUGUUUAAAAAGUUUCAGCCGUAUGACUUUUACGAACAGGACGAUUGGCUUCAACAUUUUGAAAGAAAGUUCGUUGAGCGGUACGAGGAAAAGUUCGGUGUCAAAUUAUAA